Molecule: messenger RNA, 336 nt
Organism: Pocillopora meandrina
Lineage: Eukaryota; Metazoa; Cnidaria; Anthozoa; Scleractinia; Pocilloporidae
Source: the annotation of a GenBank genome assembly
UCCCUGGCACCAGAGAUUGUUGAGGAUCCUAAGAACCAAACUGUUGACGCUGGUUUCAACGCAACCUUUGACUGCGCCGCCAAAGGUCAUCCCAUGCCGUCUAUCACAUGGAUAAAGAACGAUGACACACUUGCUGUACAAUCUUACAACCGGAAUAGAGUAGCUGAGAUUUUCCUCGACGACGAGCAAAUUCAUAGCCAGCUGGUAAUAAAGGGUGUAAAGAGGGAAGAUAAUGGAAAAUAUUACUGCUUUGCAAAUAACAGCGCGGGAGAAAAAGCAUCAAAGUCGGCAUUCUUGUCCACAAAGGAUCUAGGUGAGACAAAUGCUCUAUGUUUC